AAUUAUUACCUCUGGAUGCUAGAACCUGAUUUUGUGUACAGACGGACAACGGAAAGCGCUGCGUGUUUUUGUAUCGCAUCGCGUUUUGGAAAUCAUCUUCAGCUUGGCAUCAAGUUUGUGAAAAUGAAGGACAUCGACUUGUCGUCGUCAGAGGUCUUUACGGAUGCUGGUCGCCUCGUUAAAAUGGAGGUGGACUAUAGCUCCACCGUCGACGAGAAAGUACCGCAGUGCGAAGAGCUGGCAAAGAAAGGGAAACUGAAGGAGGCAGUGGACAUCCUUAUGUCCUUGGAGAAGCAGACGAGAACUGGCGGCGACACGCACUCGACAGCCCGUGUCCUCGUCGCCGUCGUCCGGCUUUGCUUCGAGUGCAAGGAUUACGACGCGCUCAACGAGCAGGUGGUCGCCAUGACCAAGCGCCGCAGCCAGAUGAAGCAGGCGGUGGCCAAAAUGGUGCAGGAGUGCCUCGGCUACGUGGACAAGCUGCCCGACAAGCAGACGCAGCUGCGCCUCAUCGACACACUACGCACGGUCACCGCUGGCAAGAUCUACGUCGAGGUGGAGAGGGCCAGGCUCACCCACAAGUUGGCCAAGAUGAAGGAGGAGGAAGGGAAUGUGGCGGAGGCAGCCACCAUCAUGCAGGAGCUGCAGGUGGAGACUUUCGGUUCCAUGGACAAGCGCGAGAAGGUGGAGCUUAUCCUGGAGCAGAUGCGUCUGUGCUUGGCCAAAAAGGACCACGUACGGACGCAGAUCAUCAGCAAGAAGAUCGCCACCAAGUUCUUCGACGACGAGGCCCAGCAGGACCUGAAGCUGCGCUACUACAGGCUCAUGAUUGAGCUGGACCAGCACGAGGGUUCUUACUUGGCCAUCUGUCGACACUUCCUCGCUCUCUACAAUACACCCAGCAUCCAGGACAAGCAGCAAGAGAAACAGGAGACCCUGAAAUACCUCUUGCUGUAUCUCAUCCUGUCACCAUACGACAACGAACAGCACGAUCUCAUCCACCGCAUCAAGACUGACAAAAACCUCGACGAGCUACCUCAGUACAAGGAACUGCUGAAGCUGUUCAUCACUCCGGAGCUGAUCAACUGGCAAAGCCUCUGCCAGGCUUACGAAAGCGAACUGCGGUCAUCCGUGGUCAACGGCGGAAGCCCGCCCGUCUUCGCGUCCAACGAUGAGAUGGGUGACAAGCGCUGGAAGGACUUCAAGAGCCGCGUAGUUGAGCACAACAUUCGGAUCAUGGCUAAGUAUUAUACUAGGAUCACGCUCAAGAGGAUGGCGGAGCUGCUCGAUCUGUCUAUUCAGGGCACCGAGGAGGUCCUCUCGGAGCUGGUGGUCGGCAAGAUGGUGUGGGCAAAGGUGGACCGGCUGGCGGGCGUCGUCAGCUUCAGUCAGCAGCAGGACCCCAACGAGGUGCUCAACGACUGGUCCCGCAACCUCAACACCCUCAUGGCUCUCCUCAGCAAGACCACCCACCUCAUCUCCAAGGAAGAGAUGAUUCACCGGCACCUGCACACGACCGCCCCAGCUCUGCCUUCCAGUGCGAUGGAGGGAUGAGACGCAUUGUCUUCUUCGCUAGGCCCCUCAUUUGAAAAAGUAAUCUUCAGGUCCGCCUGUCUCGGAGUGCUGGGGGAUGAUAAAAACGGGGUUUUCACGGGGGGUUGGGUCCUCUUCUGUUGGCUGUUCAUCUGGAAGAAAUCUUGCCACCGUAUGGGUGCCUGUGUAAGCCACCGAGGAGCAUGGUCGAGUAAGUUAAAGAAUAAAAAUUUAAAAAAUGA
Messenger RNA from Ornithodoros turicata, 1775 nucleotides. RefSeq names its product 26S proteasome non-ATPase regulatory subunit 12-like (gene Rpn5). Lineage: Eukaryota; Metazoa; Arthropoda; Arachnida; Ixodida; Argasidae. The coding region runs from base 16 to 1554 and encodes 512 amino acids. The record is from RefSeq and is a predicted model, not a curated record. Gene Ontology annotation, cellular component: cytoplasm; proteasome regulatory particle, lid subcomplex. The transcript has 9 exons.